UCAGCAAAACGAGAAAUAACUCGUAGAGUAGGUUAGAAUUCGAGUCAUCGAGCGUACGUAAGCAACGCGUGUGAGCUAUCAACUGAUUAUACCUACCGAUUUUAGUGCCUAUUAUAAUUUUGAAUUUUGAUCAUUUUCUAACAAUGUGAGAACUGUUACAUUAGAUACCUCUAUACUUAUGUAUGUGUUUGCGUGAUAGCAUGUUUGCUUUUGCCUUUCGUAGUAAGAAGUUUUACGUACCACUCCUUUCGUUAUUCGUUACUAUUGCUCUUCCGACACACGAAGAUGUUUUCUGCUGAAAAUGUUGUACGAGAGGACAACAAACCUUCAGAAAUGAACGGCACUGUCAAUCGUCUACAUUUGAAACCGGCACUUUUUAAAGCUAUUAGAGAAAUGAACUACGAAACUUUAGUAGAAGAUUUAAUUAACCCUGAUAUCGUUACAGAACAGGCGAAGGAAUGCCUAAUACCUUUCCAUAGAUUAUCCGAUAUUGAAAAAAUUUUGAUGUUCGUUGUUCCUAUCAUAAAUUCAAUAAGUUUCGAAUUGAAUAAAGUUCAAGCAAUCAUUGUGGUCAAGUCCAGAACAUCCGAAGAGUGUGAGGAAAUAGAAAAAACAAUUCGUUCGUUGACAAAGUUCUUCCAACCAAGUUGUAACAUUUUGCAUUUGCGAGAAGAAUCAAUUCGUCGUGGACCACCUACUCCAACAACAUGUCACAUAAUAAUUGGAAAGCCACAUUUUAUCACAAAUUUCUUGAAAACUCAAAGUACCGAUUUAGAUGAAGUAAAGUGGACAGUAUUUAACAACCUAGACGCAUUUAAUGAAUGUGAUUACGAAGUAGCGACAUACAUACCUAUAAAGAACCUACGUAUUAUUCAUACUUCAUUUUGCAAUAAGCGUGUGGAAGAAAUUGAAAAAAGACUUCGUCAAGAUGACCAUACCACUCAAGAUAUUCACUCGAAGAACGCGAAUAAGAAAAAGAAAAAUCGGAAUAAGAAGAACAAAAAAAACAACGUUAUGAAAAAAGCACCUACCGCUCAAGAUAUUCAACCAAUAAAAAAGAAAAAGAAAAAGAGGAAGAAAAAUAAAGAUAAAAAAAUUAAACUUUCUUCCAUAGCGAAGGCACUGGCUUCAGAGGUACCCUUGAAGCCUAUAAAAAUCAAGAAUAAAACCGUUGAGGAUUUGCUAGCUGUCAAAAUUAAGACUGGACCAAUAAAGUUAGAAAAUGAUGUACAAAUCAAAACCGAACCUAAAAUAAAGAAUGAACCUCUUGAUGAUUUUCAAACAGUCGAGAUAGAAGUCGACGUUCGAAAUAUUAAAACUGACACUGAGCCGAUUUGACUUUAUCCUAUUUUCUAUUCAUUAACGUAAAAAUACUGUUGUGAAAGUAAUAAAUUGUUAUACCCAGACUAAGAAGUUAUUUACAUAUGUAAGUUCAUUUUUUGUAUUUGUUCAUAAUAUAAUGUACGAAGUUA
Messenger RNA from Planococcus citri (citrus mealybug), 1472 nucleotides. RefSeq lists its product as uncharacterized. NCBI's taxonomy places the organism in Eukaryota, Metazoa, Arthropoda, Insecta, Hemiptera, Pseudococcidae. Bases 286 to 1338 code for a protein of 350 amino acids. The transcript has 5 exons. The record is from RefSeq and is a predicted model, not a curated record.